CUGAUUUACAAAAUUAUGGUAUAUGAAGUUUAGAUUGAUAGGGGUAGAAUCAAAUUUGUGGUUACCUAGCCUUUCCAAUCAAAGUUAUAAUAUUUAUUUAUCCCAAUGUGACAAGCUUAGCCUAAUUAGCUAACCAUACAAACUACAAAGUGCCACAUAGGAAGUGGUAGCACCUAGAUUGCUCACAAAUGGAAGCUGAAGAUGGUACGAUACCAACUGUUGCCCACUAAAAGCCACAUCAAAAUGAAAGUGUUGUUCCCUCUGCAGUAUACAAUGUUGGUCCUCCUCCAUAAUAAAACCCCCACAAAUGAUAAAAUGUCCUCAAAACACACACCUAUUUCUAUUUUCUCACCUCUCAACAAUGGCUAACGUCUUCUGGAAAAACCUUCCCCUCUGCUGUUUCUCAUCAAACCCCAAACCAUUAGAAUCUGAAUCUUCCCAAUCUCUGAUUCCGCUACUCCCAAACCAAGAUUCUGAUAAUUACACCGACCAACCACCAGCGGCGGCGGCGGCUGCGGCUGCGGCCGCUGCUGCUGUUGUCCUCAAGAACUUCAACUCCCACUACAAUUUUUCCUCCACCACCUCCACCUCCACCUCCACCUCCAAGUCCCUCCUUACCCCUUCCACCGAUACUGACUUACUCUCGUCCGACUCUGACACCGACAAUGAACCUCCUCCAGAUUUUGCCACCGUUUUCGCUUCCCAGCGUUUCUUCUUCUCCUCUCCGGGCCAGUCCAACUCCAUCGUGGAGUCACCCGACACCAAACCGAGAGAUUCCAUCGAGAUACCGCCGCUUGACGGGGGAGUUGCGGUAAAAAAGUUUUCAAUGGAUCCGUACAGAGAUUUCCUAAGUUCAAUGCAAGAAAUGAUUGAAGCAAGAAAUGUAAGCGACAUCAGGAGCCACAGUGAGUUUCUUCACGAAUUGCUCUUCUGUUACCUUGUUUUAAACCCGAAGCAGAAUCAUAAGUUCAUCAUCCGCGCUUUUACUGAGGUCGUAAUUAGCUUAUUCUCCUCGCCGGAUUCAGACAGCCUCCAGAGACCUGGAGGCUACCAGCGGUGAUGCUAUCUAUAUAUUCUACAUCAUUUUUGCUUCUGUAAAGGUUUUAUGAAAAGUACCAAAGGUUGUUUUGGAUGUUUCUUGAAAUUACUACGUAGUUGGAUAAAUCAUAUAUAGAGCAAGAAAAAUUAUGUGCUUGAUGCCGUAAUUACGAGGGGAGGAGGAGUUGUGUGAUGCUCUCUUCUUUAUUUCCUUUGUUGGUUUUGGAAUAAGCUUUUCUCAGUUAA
Rubroshorea leprosula is the source of this 1284-nucleotide messenger RNA. NCBI's taxonomy places the organism in Eukaryota, Viridiplantae, Streptophyta, Magnoliopsida, Malvales, Dipterocarpaceae. The record is from the annotation of a GenBank genome assembly.